UCAUUUGGCGGUACGAUGUAGGACGAAAGCGGUAGUUGUCUUGUGGUACAGACUCGGGUUAUGAACUCAAUCCAAACACAGGCAGUGUAGAUCAGAAAGGAGAUCGGAUUCGCUUGUUGUUUUUUUUCUUUUCUUUUCUCCAAUGAAUUCUAAGCUAUAUUGAUGUACACCUCGGGUGUCAAGGUUAGCUGGUUAAUUUCGUUAUCUAGUUAGUUGGGUAAAGUCCACCCGUCCCUGCCUCGACUUCCAGUGUUGUUGUUUAGCAGCAGCGCCGACAUUAAUAACACCUGAACACUCAAAAUAGCCAAUAACACACAAACAUGAGCGCUUUAUUACUACGCUCGCCCUGGUGACGACGUCACGCCGCCGAGGUCCGCGCGACGCCUGAGUCAUGAACUCGGUCACCCCCAGCUCCGCCCAGUACGCCAGGGGCGGUGCGCUUCACAACGACUUCGUGGACGGGAGGAGACUGCCGCCCCCUUCCUCGCCGCGGGUCGCGGAGGCGAGGGGGCAUUUCAGUAACGGGUCGCUCGCCGACGGGCCGGGAGAGCCGGACGAGGUGGAUAAGCUGAAGCUGAAGCUGAUGUCGGCGUGGAACAACGUCAAAUACGGAUGGUCGGUCAAAAGCAAAACGCUCUUCAACAAAACGUCGCCGCUGAUCCUGAUGGGACAGUCCUACUUACUCGACAGUGAAGAGGAAGUGGAGCGUUUCCGGCUGGCGUUCGGCUCGCGAGUGUGGCUCACCUACAGGAAGGAGUUCCCUCAGCUGGAGGGCUCGAACCUGACGACGGACUGCGGCUGGGGCUGCAUGCUGCGCAGCGGACAGAUGCUGCUCGCCCAGGGGCUCAUGCUCCAUCGUCUACCUCGGCACUGGAGGUGGCCGGGGUGUCCUCAGCUGGCCGAUGUGGAUUUCGAGGUGCUCAGACCUCGCUCGCCGUCUCGUCCCGUGGGUAUCUCCAUCCCCUCCUUCAGCUCUACGUGGAGCACGUCGGGACCCGAGAAACGCCCGUCCUCCGCGACCGAGGUCCCGAAACGAGCCGAGCCGAGCCGGGACGCGCAGACCGAAGACCUCCACCGCAGGCUGGUGUCGUGGUUCGGGGACGUUCCGGCUGCGCCGUUCGGGGUUCACCGGCUGGUCGAGCUGGGCAAGGAUUUGGGGAAGAAGGCGGGAGACUGGUACGGGCCUUCGCUCGUCGCACACAUCCUGCGAAAAGCUGUGGAGAAAAGCGCGGAGCUGGACGAUCUGGACGAUCUGGUCGUGUACGUGGCUCAGGACUGUACAGUGUAUAAAGGGGACGUGACGCAGCUGUGCGAACAGAGCUCCUCUGACUCCGGUAGCUCCGGCUGGAAGUCCGUCAUCAUCCUGGUCCCGGUGCGACUGGGAGGAGAUUCGCUCAACCCGUCCUACACCGAGUGCGUCAAGAAUCUCCUGACGUUGGACUGCUGUAUCGGGAUCAUCGGCGGGAAACCCAAACACUCGCUCUUUUUCGUCGGCUUUCAAGACGAGCAGCUAUUGUAUUUAGACCCACACUACUGCCAGCUGGUAGUCGACGUCACACAAGGAGACUUCCCGCUGGAGUCCUUUCACUGUAACUCUCCCAGGAAGAUGAACUUUAAUCGCAUGGAUCCCAGCUGCACGCUGGGCUUCUACGCUCAGAGUAAAAAGGAUUUCGAGUCUCUGUGCUCAGCCGUUAGCGGGGCUUUGUCUGUGUCUAAAGAGCGAUACCCGAUCUUCACGUUUAUAGAGGGCAGGGGGCAGGACUACAGCCUGGAGGGGUACAGCGGCGGCAGCACAGACCCCAGCGCUCACAUCCUGCCCACUGACACCAUGAACAGAAACAGCUCUGAGGGCUUCGUGUUUCUGUGAGGACGCCAUCAUGUGGAGCACAGACCCGCUUCUGAACUCCAGCGGAACCUGGGGCGCGAUGGAGCGACACAAUGCACUGCAGACUUAGCCGUGUGUGUGUGUGUGUGUGUGUGUGUGUGUGUGUGUGUGUGUGUGUGUGUGUGUGUGUGUGUGUGUGGUGGGGGGAGGUCAUAGAAAAUUGAAUAGGUGUGUUGAAGGUUUUUAUUUUAGGUACAACCACUCACUAUACUUUAACUUUCUCUCUCUCACCUCUGUCCCACUUUCACUCUCUCUCUCUCUCUCUCUCUCUCUCUCUCUCUCUCUCUCUCUCUCUCUCUCUCUCUCUCUCCUCUAUCUCUCUCUUGUUCUCUCUCUCGUUCUUUCCUACAGCGCUCUCUCUCUCUCUUUCUCUCUUCUAUCUCUCUCUUCUUUCUCUCCUCUGUCUCUCACUUUCUUUCUCUCUCUCUUUCUCUCCCCAUCUCUCUCUCCUUCUUUCCCCCGUGUCUCUCUCUCUCUCUCUCUCUCUCUCUCUCUCUCUCUCUCUCUCCCUCCCACUAUAAGUUGUAGGCGCCUAAUCCGUGUGAUUCUGUUACCAUGACAACAACUCGUGAUUAAACUGAAUGUCGCAGUUACAUGUGGGAAUCACCGGACACCUCAUGAUUCAUAAUUCUGAAACGUUUAUGCGUCUUCCAUUCGUUUUCCACCCAGAACAAACAACUUAUUAAACCAAAUAAUAUCAUUAAAAACAAACAAACAAACCACGGAAUAACACUAGAAAUAAAGUUUGUCCCUCUGUAGUGUCGCCAUUUUGUGGGGGGUGGGGGGGGGGGGUAUCUUUCUCGCACAGUUGAAGGAUCAUUCGAAAGAGAAUCGUGAUUCGUGAUUCGAUCUUUUAUAAACACACAAACUUUGUGAAGGAAGCUGUAGUGAAGUCGGGUCGGGUCACCGGAAUAAUCCGCUACAGGAGAUUAAAGAAAAACAAAACCGAGCUUUCGCCUUCGUAUCAUCUCAUUGAUGGAAAAAUCCCGGACUACAACCUGUAAAAUCCUCUACGGCAGAUGUUCCGAUGUUCACGCUGUACGUUAGUGAGAAUCUACAUGAAUUCGUUACGCUUCCCGAAGCAGCACUACGUGGAGAUUCUGAGCGAAUCCCAAACCAAGGUGGUUGUUUGUUUGUUUUUGUUUUUUGAGAUCUCUGCUGUACUGGUUGUUUUGUUGUCUCUGUGAAAGGAAACGGGUUUAACUCGUGCUGUCACGAUGAGAACGAGCUGCUGCUGUCGUCGUGGUGUCUCGAACCUGGAUCCUGAUCAUCUCUCCGUAAACGCCACUGAUCCCAGUCUAAUCGACGAUUAAUGUCCGAGCUAUUUCGGAUUGGACUCGUUAUUCUCGUACGAAACUCUUUUCUAAAUCUCGACGCCGUGUAAGCGGUGCUCCUGAUCAUUCCUGGACGUUACUCUUCUUUUCCACAGUCUUCGCAGUUCAUCGUGAGGAUCACAGGAUUAUCGUCUGAUGAAAUGAAACACUGGAUUACGUUACUCUUUUUUUUUUUUUUUUUUUUUUUUUUUUUUUUUUUUUUUAAAAGCAUAGGAAAAAUAUUCAAUGUUGUUGAAUGUCGUUAAAUCUGGAAAUGCUACAACGUAUGUGCUGUUACUGUUUAAUUUAUGAAUUUUUUUUUUGUUUGUUUGUUUUGUUUUAUUGUGCUGCCUGAGAAUACACCUGCUGAAGUGCACCUUUACUGCUCAUCCCUGCUUCUUUGACUCUUAAACUUCUUCCUUGCGUGUUGGUUUUAAAAACGUUGUAAUCCUAAUUAACACUGGCCGAUACGACAAAGAUAUCGACGUAUUUUACUCAUAAUGCAGUUUCUUUCAGUGAAAUGUCACUGACUGGAUGUUAAACUCUAUUUUGCUACCAGUUAUUCCACCCACCCACCCCAUUUUUGUUAUUAAAAACUUUUAAGUAUU
This is a messenger RNA of Ictalurus punctatus (channel catfish), 3806 nucleotides long. It is a transcript of the gene atg4da, whose product is annotated as autophagy related 4D, cysteine peptidase a. The transcript has 11 exons. The coding region runs from base 392 to 1867 and encodes 491 amino acids. NCBI's taxonomy places the organism in Eukaryota, Metazoa, Chordata, Actinopteri, Siluriformes, Ictaluridae. Gene Ontology annotation, molecular function: protein-phosphatidylethanolamide deconjugating activity. The record is from RefSeq and is a predicted model, not a curated record.